Molecule: messenger RNA, 2162 nt
Organism: Setaria italica (foxtail millet)
Lineage: Eukaryota; Viridiplantae; Streptophyta; Magnoliopsida; Poales; Poaceae
Exons: 2
Coding region: 364-1386 (340 amino acids)
Source: RefSeq, a predicted model, not a curated record
UUGCAUUGUAUAUACAGCAUAGGAGAACACAACACACACACACAAAAAAAAAAGAAACAGAGGUCGCCACUCCACUCAAAGUGCCGGCCGGCUUGCUCUCUGUUGAGCAUACACCAUCAGCAUCAGACCAAAGUUCAUGAAUCCUUUUGCUUUUCCUUUGCUGCUGCAACUACCACCACCAACCUAGGAGGGGGAACUCAAUUCACGCUUCUGUCACGCACACACAGUGGAAUAUAGUUGCAGAAGCACCAGUCAGCGGAGAGACCCUUUUGCUUUGCUACCAAGCUUUACGUGUUUGUAGGCUGGGAGGAGGAGAAGACAGCAGUCGAGUCGAGUCGCCAUCCAGAGGAGACGAGUCCAUGCAUGGCUCCAAUGCUCCAUGCACUUUUGUGUUCCCUGUGCCAUGCGAGAGAGAGGGAGCAAGCAUCAUCGUCUCUGUCUCGUCGUGUCCUGCUACCCACUGAUACAGGUGCCCCUGCAACAAAGGCAGGCGCGCUUCUCUCUGCUCUCUGCAUCGCCUUCCUUCCUUCUCCGGCCCAGGCCAGAGCCAAGCCAAUGGCCACAAACUGCUACGGCGCCAGGCGGCUCUCGGACCUGCUCCAGGAGCAGCAAGAGCCGUUCCUCCUCAAGACGCCGCAGCGCCGCUCGCCCGUCCAGGCCUGCGGGCGCCGCCUGCGCGAGCUGUGCGCCGUCAGGAAGCGGCCAAGCGUCAGCGACGGCGGCGGCGGUGGCUACAAGACCGCGAGGAAGGCUCUGCUGCAGUGGGCGGACCUCGCCGGCUGUUUCAGGUGCGGCGCGCGCCAGAGGUUCCGCCGCCUGCCGCGCGCCGGAGACAUUGCCGACCGCUGCGACGUCGUUAGUGAGCCUGGGCUCGACGGCGGCGAUGACGCCCUGGAGGACUGCGGGAGGCAGCUCAGCCCGGUCUCCGUGCUGGACCUGCACUCCGACGACGAGGAGUCGCCCGUGCUUAGCCAUUGGGAUGAUGACAGCGACGACAAUGCGUCGACCUCAGCGAGCUCGCCGCCAUCCGACCACGACCUUCCCGGCGCCGCCACCCCGCCGUGCUCCACCUUCUUCGCCACCAGCAACGGCAAGAUUCGCGCACUGGAGGUGGAAGUGGAGGGCAACAGCAAGAAGAGGUUGCAGAGGAAGAGCGGCGAGCCCUCCUUGGAGGAGAUGGAGCGGGCCACCGUCUCCGGCUGGGAGAGGAUCGCGGCCGACAUCUCCCGGAUCCCGACUCUGGUGGCGCUCGACCUGUCCGCGUCAGCGCGGGAAUGUAGACGACACGUCGCCGGCGACGAGGAGGCCCGGCAGGUGGGGCAGAGCAUCGAGGCCAUGAUCUUCGAGGAGGUCAGGUGGGAGGCCGUGCGUGACAUGUUGAUCUGAGCUGUGGCAUGGUUUCCUGCUGUUGUCCCGUGAUGACUCAUCUUCUCUUGUCUGUAGUAGAGGGAAAAGGUAACAUCGUAGCAAGGUUUAGCUGAUCACGGGAAUUUGCAGCUAGCCUUCUCACUUACACUUGGAAUUCGGGCUCAUCUGUCCCUGGGGACAGAGGAGGUCGUCGGCAAGGUGUUCCGGCGCGGCCGCCGAGCGUGCCAAGCUCGAGGAGGAGGUGGCGGGCGACAGCGUCGCACGUAAUAAGCGCCACCGCAAGCACAAGGGACCCAAGAAGGAGGGGUGGACGAAGAAGCCCAAGGGCGACGAGACGUUGAAGACCAAGGGCGACGAGGCGAUGGAGAUGCUGGUGGUGGACGCCGGAUGGGAAGAGAAAGGCGGGAAAAGGAGGAAGACAAAGCAGGGUAGGGUACGCUGAGCUCCAAUUGGAUGACGAGGAGGAUCGAGCUCACAUAUAUACGAGCUCGAUGGGGAGGCGUAGAAUCUAUGUUGAUUUGCAAGAACAAUUCAUGAGUGCCCUGUGUCAGCUGCCUAAGUUGUAGCUAGUACGUAUAUAUCUUUGUCUGAACAUGAAGCUAUCCUAAGUUGUAGACAUACAUGUACGAGGAUUCUAUCUGGACCAUGAGUCCUAUGCUUGUAAUACUCCUAUACGGAGAUUUCUUGUAACUCAUCUAGGAUAGGAUCUCUUCCGUCCUGUAUAAUGAACAUGACAGGCACCACAUUCAGUGCUUGAUGGGCACUUGAGGAAGAUUGGGAUGUUCUUUUUGUAA